Molecule: messenger RNA, 303 nt
Organism: Talaromyces atroroseus
Lineage: Eukaryota; Fungi; Ascomycota; Eurotiomycetes; Eurotiales; Trichocomaceae
Exons: 4
Coding region: 1-303 (100 amino acids)
Source: RefSeq, a predicted model, not a curated record
AUGCCUGUUUACCACAUCGUCCUCUUCCACCUCAAGCCCGAGGUGACCGACGACCAAAUCUCCGAAUGGAGCCAAAUGGUCAAGAGCCAGCUUGGCCAGGUUCCUGGCCUCAUCUCAAUUGAAGCCAACAAGCCUCUCCCCGUCGCCGUGCCUCGUACCAAGGGUUACGACAUGGCUGUUGUGGCCGUGCUUGAGGGCGCUGAACACGUCGAGGGAUAUACUCGAUAUGCUGCUCAGUCUCAGGCCCAGAGUUUCCGCGAAGCGCUCUUCGAUGACACCAUUGCUUUUGACUUGGAGUUUUAG